GUCAGCAGGUGAUCGAUGAGCAGCGGCGGCGCCUGGCGGAGCUGAAGCAGCGCGCGGCGGUGGAGGCUCAGUGCCAGUGGGAGGCGCUGCACGGCUCUCAGUCCCACCUCAUGACCUCCCCCUCGCCCUCCUACUCCCCCAUCAUGUCGUACAGCCACGGCUCCGGAGGCGGCCCCCCCCUGGUGCACCACUCCAUCCUGCACCACCACCCCCCCUCAGCCGGGGAGCAGCCCUACGACACCCUGAGCCUGGAGAGCUCCGACAGCAUGGACACCAGCAUCUCCACCGGCAACAACUCGGCCUGCUCGCCUGACAACAUGUCCAGCUUCGGAGGAGUGGACACGCUGAAGAUCGAGGAGAUGGAGAAAAUGCUGAAGGAGGCGCAUCUGGAGAAAGCCAGACUUAUCGAAUCGCGGGUAAGACUGGAUAAUAGAGUUACU
This is a messenger RNA of Notothenia coriiceps (black rockcod), 440 nucleotides long. Its product is annotated as pleckstrin homology-like domain family B member 1. The record is from RefSeq and is a predicted model, not a curated record. The transcript is spliced from 2 exons. Gene Ontology annotation, cellular component: basal cortex. Gene Ontology annotation, biological process: regulation of microtubule cytoskeleton organization. Lineage: Eukaryota; Metazoa; Chordata; Actinopteri; Perciformes; Nototheniidae. The annotation marks the transcript as partial.